CAUAUCUAUCUUUCAUUUCAAUCUUCUGUUUUACUGUACUCUUCCCUCUUCUUUGAGGGGUUUUUUUUUUUUUUUUUUUUUUUUCAAUUUUUUCAAUCUAAAGUUUGUAUUUUAUUUUUGUUGAAGAUGAUGCAACAACAAAGGCUGAGACAACAGCAAGGAUUGAUGCAACAAUCCCUUUAUCAUCCUGGCCAUAUAGCAUCCCCUCAGAUAGAGCCCAUCUUGAGUGGAAAUCUGCCUCCUGGGUUUGAUUCAAGUACUUGCAGGAGUGUGUAUGUUGGAAACAUCAGUUCUCAAGUCACGGAACAACUUCUUCAAGAGGUUUUCUCAAGUACCGGUCCCCUUGAGGGAUGCAAGUUUAUACAGAAGGACAAGUCGUCCUAUGGGUUUGUGGAUUAUUUUGAUCGCCAAUCAGCUGCGCUUGCUAUUGUGAGCCUCAAUGGAAGGCAAUUGUUUGGACAGUGUAUAAAAGUUAACUGGGCUUAUGCCAGUGCUAAAAGAGAGGACACAUCAAAUCAUUUCAACAUAUUUGUGGGUGAUCUUAGUCCGGAGGUUACAGAUGCCACAUUGUUUGCGUGCUUUUCAGUAUACCCUAGCUGCUCAGAUGCAAGAGUGAUGUGGGAUCAGAAAAUAGGCCGGUCUAGAGGGUUUGGGUUUGUUUCCUUUCGUGAUCAGCAGGAAGCCCAAAGUGCAAUAAAUGACUUGAAUGGCAAGUGGCUUGGAAGCAGACAAAUCCGCUGCAACUGGGCAGCAAGAGGUGCUGGAGCCGGUGAUGACAUCCGGGGUUCAGACGCUAGAGGUGCUGUUGAAUUGACAACUGGAACAUCAGAUGAUGGUCAACAGAAGGCCAACGAAGAUGCACCAGAAAAUAAUCCGCAGUACACAACUGUAUAUGUUGGCAACCUUGCUCCUGAUGUCACUACCAUUGACCUCCAUCGUUAUUUUCAUGCUCUUGGAGCUGGUGUCAUUGCUGAUGUCCGUAUUCAGCGAGACAGAGGUUUCGGUUUUGUAAGAUACAGCAAUCAUACUGAAGCAGCUCGAGCAAUUCAAUUGGGAAAUGCUCGAAUCCUCUUUGGUAAACCCAUUAAGUGCUCAUGGGGAAGCAAGCCUACUCCACCAGGAAGCAGCACUAACCCUCUACCACCUCCUGCUAUCGGACAACUCCCUGGUAUUUCAGCCAUGGGUCUUGCGAUGUACGAGAGGCAGGUUGCUUUGGCUAGGAUGACUGGUAUGCAGACUCUCAUGCAACCCCAGGGACAGCGAAUUGGCGCUGCUAGUCAGGUUCUGUAUGAUGGUGGCACUGCUUCGCCGCAGCUACCGAUGUACUACUAGUUGUUGAUUCAAUAAAACAACUUGUAAACACCUGUUGUUGCUACCUUCUCUGUGCUAUUUUAAGUGAUAGAAUCUUUCUCUUUUCCUAUCAAUUGUUAGUUUUCUUCAGCUACCUUUAAUGCCAUCAAACAGAAUGUAUUAGAUAUGUAGUUUGUAUUCUGUUUGAGAAUGAAAGUUAUAAUAUCUCUUUGGAAAUACAAUCACUUCAUUGGAUUA
Messenger RNA from Solanum tuberosum (potato), 1548 nucleotides. RefSeq names its product oligouridylate-binding protein 1-like. The record is from RefSeq and is a predicted model, not a curated record. NCBI's taxonomy places the organism in Eukaryota, Viridiplantae, Streptophyta, Magnoliopsida, Solanales, Solanaceae. Gene Ontology annotation, molecular function: mRNA binding. The coding region runs from base 127 to 1332 and encodes 401 amino acids. Gene Ontology annotation, cellular component: cytosol. The transcript is spliced from 12 exons.